AUGAACGUCCUACGUACAGGGGCCAAUGUUCCCCGGAUCUUGCGAUCCAGUCAACCCCGGAGUCUUCUCCGCACGCACUUCCGCAUUCAACCCGCCCCGAGCCGGGCUUUUCAUGCUGGCCCCUCGCUUUGGGGAAUUAAAUCGCAGAUUUUGAAGGAUGUCCAGAUCAUUCAAUGGUAUGUGGAAGAGGGGGCCCAUAUUGAAGAGUGGAAGCCGCUUUGUCAAUACCAGUCGGAUAAAGCUGUCGACGAUAUCACGUCACGAUAUGCGGGUGUGAUCAAAAAACUUCAUUUUGAAGCGGAUGACACGGUGCCAACAGGCAGGGCCUUGUGCGAUAUCGAAGUCGAGGACGGGCAAUAUCCCGAUGACCAUGCUGCCCACGAGCCAGCACCGGAGGCCGAGAGUGCGCCUGCAGUGACAACUCCAGAGGUUGAAGCACUGUCACCCGUGCAGGCUGCAGAGACCUCACCUCUAGAUCCUCAACUUCCAAUCACCGAAGAGCCUGCGCAGAUUCCCAAAUCGAAGCACGCAUCUCUUGCGACUCCAGCUGUGCGAGGUCUCUUGAAAACGCACAACGUGGAUAUCCUGGAGAUUACCGGCACCGGCAAGGAAGGACGAGUUCUCAAGGAGGACGUUCUCAAACAUAUCGAGACACGAGACACAUCCCCAUCACAACAAGCCCUCGCCCACAGCACCACGACAACAACAACCAUGACCACCAAUUCCACCGUCGACACCCGACAGAUCGAGUCCGCCGUCCCUCUCACCCCCAUCCAAUCCGCCAUGUUCAAAACCAUGACCAAAUCCCUCACCAUCCCCCACCUCCUGUACACGGACGAGCUCAAGAUCAACGACAUUUCCACCAUCCGCAAAAGGCUCCUCGCCGACUCUCGCGAUCCCAAAAAGCUCACUUUCCUCCCCUUCGUCGUCAAGGCCGUCUCCCUCGCCCUCACCCAAUACCCCAUUCUCAACGCCCGCAUCGACACCACCACCGACCCCAAUAAACCCAAACUCAUCAUGCGCGAGAGACACAACAUCGGCAUCGCAAUGGACACCCCACGAGGCCUCAUCGUACCCAACAUCAAAGACGUCGCCAACCGGUCCAUCCUCGACAUUGCCGCCGAAAUUGCCCGGCUGAGCGCCCUGGGACGAGAAGGUAGAUUGGGCCCGGCCGAUCUGAACGGCGGCACUAUUACCGUGUCGAAUAUUGGGAAUAUUGGCGGGACGUACGUUGCGCCGGUGAUUGUUCCGUCCGAGGUGGCUAUCUUGGGUGUGGGGAGGACGAGGACGGUCCCGGUCUUUGAUGAGAAGGGGGAGGUGACACGUGGAGAUAUGGUGAACUUCAGUUGGAGUGCGGAUCAUCGAGUGAUUGAUGGGGCGACGAUGGCGCGCAUGGGCAACCGGGUGCGUGAAUUGAUCGAAUCGCCGGAGCUGAUGCUUUUGAAUUUGCGAUGA
Messenger RNA from Penicillium diatomitis, 1455 nucleotides. RefSeq lists its product as uncharacterized. The transcript has 4 exons. The record is from RefSeq and is a predicted model, not a curated record. NCBI's taxonomy places the organism in Eukaryota, Fungi, Ascomycota, Eurotiomycetes, Eurotiales, Aspergillaceae. Bases 1 to 1455 code for a protein of 484 amino acids. Gene Ontology annotation, molecular function: acetyltransferase activity; lipoic acid binding. Gene Ontology annotation, cellular component: cytoplasm; mitochondrion.